AUGAGAGAAAUAUCAGAAGAAAGACAACCUACCCCUGAACAUAUUAAAAAAAUAUAUAAAACACCACCUCCUACAGUUAUUGAAACUGAAGAACAAGCUGAAGAACAAGAACCUUCAACUAGAACAAGAUCUAAAAUUUCUCCAAUAUCAUCAAGAACAAGAUCACAAACAACACUUGAGAUUAUAGUUUAG
Molecule: messenger RNA, 192 nt
Organism: Dentiscutata erythropus
Lineage: Eukaryota; Fungi; Glomeromycota; Glomeromycetes; Diversisporales; Gigasporaceae
Source: the annotation of a GenBank genome assembly